Messenger RNA from Colossoma macropomum (tambaqui), 2555 nucleotides. Its product is annotated as tripartite motif-containing protein 35-like. The record is from RefSeq and is a predicted model, not a curated record. The coding region runs from base 271 to 1686 and encodes 471 amino acids. NCBI's taxonomy places the organism in Eukaryota, Metazoa, Chordata, Actinopteri, Characiformes, Serrasalmidae. The transcript has 6 exons. Gene Ontology annotation, molecular function: zinc ion binding; protein binding.
GUGAAUCUCAUACCGUCACUCUGAUCUUUCUUCAUUCUGCUUUCACUUCACUCAGAGACACCAAUGAGGAGCUUUUAAACAGUGACUGUAUGUGUUUGUUUCUUGAUGUGUGAUUCUGAAAGGAGCUAAAACUCACUCAGUGGGUUGAAGGGCUACGGUGGCUGAUUCUCAACUGUGCUGCUCUGAUCAUUACAGACGUCCUAAAAGAGAAAGUGGAGUUUGGACUAAAGGAGCCAUUACAGAGAAACAGCACAGCAGCAGUUGGAGGAAAUGGCUGCUAGAAACCCUCUUUCAGAAGAAGAGCUUUCGUGUCCUGUGUGCUGUGAAAUCUUCAGGGAUCCUGUUGUUCUGUCGUGCAGCCACAGUGUGUGUAAAACCUGCCUGCAGCAGUUCUGGGAAACUAAGGGGUCUCGAGAAUGUCCAGUUUGUAGGAGAAGAUCCUCCAGAUCUGAGCCUCCUGUUAGCCUUACACUGAAAAACCUCUGUGAGUCUUUUCUAGAGAGCAGGAGUCAGAGAUCUUCAGCAGGGUCUGAGGUGCUCUGCAUUCUGCACAAUGAGAAACUCAAACUCUUCUGUCUGGAUGAUCAGCAGCCUGUGUGUGUGGUGUGUCAGACUUCAAAGAAACACAAAGAUCACAAAUUCUGUCCAACAGAUGAAGCUGUGACUGACUUUAAGAAUAAACUCAAGUCUGCUUUGGAGCCUCUACAGAAGAAUCUGAAAGUCUUAGAGGAAGCUAAACAAGACUAUGACCAAACAGCAGCUCACAUUAAGACGCAGGCCCAGCACACAGAGAGGCAGAUAAAGGAGGAGUUUGAGAAGCUUCACCAGUUUCUAAGAGAUGAAGAAGCAGCAAGGAUAGCUGCACUGAAGGAGGAAGAGGAGCAGAAGAGUCAGAUGAUGAGGAGGAAGAUUGAGGAGAUGAAUGGAGAAAUAUCAGCUCUUUCAGACACAAUCAGACACAUAGAGAAGGAAAUGGAGGCUGAGGACGUUCUGUUCUUACAGAACCUAAAGUCUACAAUGAAACAAGUUCAGCACACGACAGAUCCAGAAAAGACAUCAGGAGCUCUGAUCAAUGUAGUGAAACACCUUUCCAACCUGAAGUUCAGAGUGUGGGAGAACAUGCAGGAGAUUCUCCAGUACACCCCCGUUACUCUGGACCCCAACACUACACAUCCAGACCUCCACCUGUCUGAUGAUCUCACUGCUGUAGAAAACACAUACAUGGAAACAUCACUUCCUGAUAAUCCAGAGAGAUUUGAUAAGUACCUGUGUGUUCUGGGUUCUGAGGGUUUUAACUCAGGGACACACUGCUGGGACGUCCAGGUUGGAGACAGUGAUAACUGGCAACUGGGUGUGGUAACAGAGUCUGUAAUAAGAAAAGGAAACUCUUUCUGGGAUUCCGUGUGGAGUCUGAACUACAGUAGAAGCAGUAAUAAAUACUGGAUACUCUGUCCAGGACAGUCAGGUCACUCUCUCCCACCUAAAGAGAAGCUGCAGAGGGUCAGAGUGCAGCUGGACUGGGACAGGGGGAAAGUGACCUUCACUGAUCUUCUAACCAACACACACCUGCACACUAUAACACACACUUUCACUGAGAGAGUUUUACCACUUUUCUGUAAUGUGUCUAAUCAUCCUCUGAGGAUCUUACCAGUGAAGACGUCAGUAACAGUGGAACAGCACAGUUAAAGUUGAUGCUGCUUAGAAUGAACAUUUAUACAGGUAGUGAGUGUCUGAAUUAUGAUCAUAAGAAUAUGUCACUACAUGUGGUAGCACAGACUGAGCUACCCCGGGUUGAGGAAGGAUGCUGGCGGCAGGAGUGAACGUUUCAGCAAGCAUUUGAACUUUAUGUUCACAUCAAACAUAAAACACAAUGAAAACUGGCCCUUUUCAGUCCCUUUUCUCACAUGAGAGGUUUCAGCUCCUUUUUGCUGCUGCUCACCCCUCUUCUCUCUCUGUUCACUCUCUGCUCUGAGCCUUCACCUGCUCUGCAGUGAGGCCUCUGGGAUCCAACAUUAGGCCUAUUAAAGUGGCCUCAUUGCAGGAUCGGAGGUGCUCAGGAGGUGGGGCUCGAAACUCAGACGCUGUCCCCCCAGGCCUCACGGUUAUAAUCCUCCCCCCCGCUGUCAUCCUGGGCUGUCAUCUUAAAGUGUCAUUUAAAGUGUCAUAGAGUGACUCCUGAUAUCAUUACAACAUUAGAAACGUUAUUUGAGUGAGAUUUCACUCAUUUUCAGUGUAGAUUUUAUUUCUCUAUCAUCCUGCAUUUUUCUCCAUCAUUAGAUCUUUAAAACUCUGCUUUGGUUCAGAGAUUAGUAGUUUACUGUGUGAAAUAAACUGCAUGAGAUUAUAUAAAUUCCUGUGUUUUUUCCUCAUCACAGCAAAGUAGCGCCCCGCCCUCCACUAGAAUAAUCACACUCACCUACUCCUCCACUGCAAUAACCACACCACACCCACCAACCCUUCACCCACCACCCUUCACACUGUCACCACUGCCUCUGCCGUUUUCAAUGUGAAUUCGCAGCGCAGACAUGAACAAGAAUAAACGUGCUGUCAUUGGA